Moesziomyces antarcticus is the source of this 399-nucleotide messenger RNA. RefSeq lists its product as uncharacterized. The record is from RefSeq and is a predicted model, not a curated record. Bases 1 to 399 code for a protein of 132 amino acids. The transcript has a single exon. Lineage: Eukaryota; Fungi; Basidiomycota; Ustilaginomycetes; Ustilaginales; Ustilaginaceae.
AUGCCAACGGCGCCAGGCUCGAGGCAAAUGCUCGCGCAGGUCUCUUCAGCGAUCAAAGAGCCCCGCCUCGACAACGACAUGCGCGCUCGAGGUCGUCAACAACAUUCAUUCCGUCUCGCUCGAGCUCUUCAUCUCGACUUUGUGUCCUCGUCGCCCAGCGCCUGCAACAGGCGGGAUCGACUCGCCAGCUUUCUAAGCAUACACGCCAGCGCCCUACGCUGGGGCAUGACCAAUCUUGGCAAGGUGACAGCCUCUCUCUCGACGACGUCCGGAACAGUCUUCAGCCCCUGGCCAUCAAGACGACAGCGACGCGCACCGAGCAAGACUGCAGGCCACUGUCACGCCUAUCGUCAAGCCUGCCGCCGAACACCUGGACUCUCGAGCGCUGCAGCAGGUUAG